This is a messenger RNA of Ricinus communis (castor bean), 2526 nucleotides long. Its product is annotated as pentatricopeptide repeat-containing protein At3g62470, mitochondrial. The record is from RefSeq and is a predicted model, not a curated record. NCBI's taxonomy places the organism in Eukaryota, Viridiplantae, Streptophyta, Magnoliopsida, Malpighiales, Euphorbiaceae. The transcript has a single exon. Gene Ontology annotation, molecular function: protein binding. The coding region runs from base 1 to 2109 and encodes 702 amino acids.
AUGGGCUCGUACAAAGAACGUACAGGCCCAAUAGAUCUGUCCAUUUCGGUUGCCGAACCCAGCAACAACCUCACUUUACCGUUAGUUGGACCUUACCUAGUCACCAUCCCCUGGUACGCCUGCCGCUUUCACUUUCCAGUACAACCACCGCCGCUGCUUCGAUCCCAAAACUCUCUCUUCCCUUCUUAUAAUUUAACUAUUUUUCCUUUUUGCUACUCCUUUAAUGGCUGCUGCUGCCUAAUGUUUCGCACUCUAAAAGAAUCCCCGAGAUUUUCAAUCUUGCUAAAAUCCCAAAAACUACAAUCAAACAUCAAUGGCGAUAUCUUCACCGCCGAGAAGCUUCUCUGUUUACAAAGGGAGAGAGGAAAACGAGGUGGAGGAAGAGAGCAAGUGUGGGUUUCUAGUGGUAGCUCUAUGCCCUUGUCUCGUUUGUUUUAUAAUUCUACUUAUCAUAGUCUCUAUCAUUCUCAUUGUCAAGUUCCAUUUCUUUUGCCACACUCCUCUUCACUCCAUUAUUUACAAGAAACAACAUUGUCACUAGCUUGUAAAUCCAAAGUUAUUAGAAACUCUCAAAAUUCACAAUCUCUUAGGGGUUUUUCUAGUGAUACUGAAAUUGAUGAUGACUGUAAUGAGGAUAACAAAUGUGAAAGUGGCAAUAAUGAUGGUGAAAAAAUUAAUUCAAGUGCGGACCCUGUGGAGGUUGAUAGAGUAUGCAAGGUGAUUGAUGAAUUAUUCGCGUUAGAUAGGAACAUGGAGGCGGUUCUUGAUGAAUGUGGGAUCAAUUUAUCGCAUGAUCUGGUUAUUGAUGUGUUGGAAAGAUUUCGUCAUGCCAGAAAACCAGCGUUUCGAUUCUUUUGCUGGGCUGGGGAAAAACAAGGUUUUGAGCAUGAUUCAAGGACUUAUAAUUCAAUGAUGAGUAUACUUGCGAAAACUAGACAGUUUGAGACUGUGGUUUCGAUGCUUGAAGAAAUGGGUGGAAAAGGGGUUUUGACAAUGGACACAUUUUCAAUUGCUAUGAGAGCUUUUGCUGCUGCAAAGGAGAGGAAAAAGGCUGUUGCGAUGUUCGAGUUGAUGAAGAAGUAUAAUUAUAAAGUUGGAGUUGAGACUAUCAAUCAUUUGCUUGAUAGUCUUGGGAGGGCUAAGCUUGGAAAAGAAGCUCAAGCGCUUUUUGAGAAUUUGAAAGGUAGGUUUACGCCAAAUUUGAGGACUUAUACGGUGUUGCUUAAUGGUUGGUGUAAGGUAAAGAAUUUGAUGGAGGCAGGAAGCGUUUGGAAUGAGAUGAUUGAUAAAGGUUUUAAGCCUGAUAUUGUUGCACAUAAUAUUAUGCUAGAAGGGUUGUUAAGGAGUAAGCAAAGGUCUGAUGCAAUCAAGUUGUUUAUGGUCAUGAAGGCCAAGGGCCCGUCACCUGAUGUUCGUAGCUAUACAAUUUUGAUUCGAUAUCUUUGCAGGCAAUCAAAGAUGGAAGAGGCAGUUGAAUAUUUUCAGGAGAUGAUUGAUUCUGGGUGUAAGCCAGAUGCUGCAGUUUAUACAUGUUUGAUCACAGGAUUUGGGAAUCGGAAGAGGAUGGACAUGGUUUAUGACUUGUUGAAGGAGAUGAAAGAAGAGGGUUGUCCCCCUGAUGGGCUGACUUACAAUGCCCUUAUUAAGUUGAUGACCAGACUAAAGAUGCCAGAUGAUGCUGCAAGAAUAUACAAGAAGAUGACUCAGAGUGGAAUUGAACCUACAAUUCACACAUAUAACAUGAUCAUGAAAUCCUAUUUUCAGACAAGGAACUAUGAAAUGGGCCGAGCAGUUUGGGACGAGAUGAGUAGGAAGGGGUUUUGCCCUGAUGAUAAUUCUUACACUGUUUUAAUUGGAGGGCUUAUAAGUCAGGGAAGAUCAGGGGAAGCUUGUAAAUACUUAGAGGAGAUGUUAGAGAAAGGAAUGAAAGCUCCUCAGCUUGACUACAACAAGUUCGGGGCUGAUCUAUCUAGAGGUGGGAAUCCUGACAUACUAGAGGAGUUGGCCCAAAGAUUGAAGUUCUCCGGGAAGUUUGGAGUCUCUAAUGUUCUUGCAAGUUGGGCUGGGAUGAUCCAGAAGAGAGUUAAAAGAAGAGAUUUGGCUCAAUAGAUGCUGGAAUGAGGCUGAUGAGCACCAGCACUAACAGUAUUCUGGUCAAACAAUGGUCGAGAGAUGGUGGUUUGACUUGUACAACUUAUACAUCUAUGGUUUAUGCCUGUAUAUUUUCCUAGUUACUGUAUCCUGUUUUCUUUACCCUUAUCCCUCUAAUGCCAGUUUUUUUUGUACCUUUUGUGUUGAAUAUUUUCUUCUUCUUUUUUCUUUUUUUUUUUUCCCUUUUAUUGUGGGUUGUUUUGCAUUUUCCCUCUUUCUUAGUUUUCUGUGGUAAAAUUCAUUGAAUGUAAAUAAGUCCAUUUUUAAAUGGCGGUGAAUUCUUUUGCUCCUCUUGACCCUUGAACAAGGAAAAGGAAAAGGAAAAGGAAAAAGAAAAAGAAAAAGAAAAAGAAAAAGAAAAUUAGUCUGCUCCUA